AUGUCGCAAGAGAUCAUUCUGUUGGCAACCUCCGCCGGCGGCCUGGGAUUGAUUGGUUUGCUAUCGGCACCGUCCGUCAUCAGUCUCGCCGGACAACUGAGGAAUCGAGAGCCGCCGACGGAAAUUUACGAAGAUGAAGACGGCAAAUCAACACCAGAGGCCGUCAAGGCUUAUAGCGCCAAGGUCCCGAAAGUCUUUGUUUUGCUUUUCUCUCUGAUUGGUCUCGGCUUGUCCAUCGCCCUGGCCGUGCUCUCUACCAUUGGCGAGAGCCACAGUCUAUUUCUUCAGAACUGGUUGAGCGUAGGCACAUGGGCUCUGUUAACCUUCCAAGCUGUAUGCAUUGCUUCUAGCCGAAAGUCCAGGACUGCUCACAAUCUAGGUAAAAUAUCGGCCUUGUCUGCCUUGCUCUUGGUAGUAGUUCUUGUUAUACAGGAUGACGAGGUCGCCCCGCGUCUAAUCAAGCAUGAUUUGCUCAUAUUCGCUUUGCGCAUUGUCGAGGUCGUCAUACUCAUCGGUCUUGCUUUGUCCAGCGUUUCCAUCCCGCGCAGACCCGAUGUUUAUCACAAUGGCAAGAUUGUAGACAGAUAUUACACCGAAUCCUUCUGGAGCCAUUUGAACUGGAGUUGGCCUGCCGAUGUCCUACGCUUGGCUCUCAAGAAGAACAACCUCGACUUGGACGACCUCCCCAGGCCAGACCAUUACAGUCGUGCCAAGGAGACCACCCUGGACUGGGAAAGCCGCAACUUCAAAGGUCCACUCUGGAUUUCUAUCAUUGCCGCUCACAAGUGGAAAUUCGCUCUUCAGUGGUUUACAACGCUUGUUUCGUCCUUCCUCAAUUUCGCCCCACAAUGGUGUGUAUUGCGGCUUCUCAUCAUCUUGGAGAACCGAACGUCGAACGAGCCAUUGGGGUACGAUACCUGGAUGUGGGUGGUCUGGAUCGGCGUCUCCAUGAUUGCCCAAUCGUGGGUCGAAGCCUACAUCUUCUGGCUGUCCUGGGCCGAACUCUGCAUUCCUCUACGAGCUCAGCUGUCUUCUUUAAUCUUCAAGAAGUCAAUGCGGAGAAAGGACGUCAAAGGCGCCAGCAAGAAGAAGGAAAAGGCCCCCGAGUCGUCAGAUCCGCUUGUUGCUGCACCGUCUGGCGCAGUACCUACCAGCGAUUCUCCUCAGGAGGAAACGAGCGAGGAAAGCGAAGAGGAACAGCUGAAGAAGAGCAAGCAAUCAACGGUCAACUUGAUUGGCGUCGAUGCCAAACGCGUCUCCGAUUUCAGUUCGUUCAACUUCUACUUCCCGGGAAGCGUCUUCAAGCUUGUCGUCUCCCUCGCCUUCUUGGUCAAUCUGCUCGGUUGGAAGGCUCUCGUGGCCGGAUUUUCAACCAUGCUUGCCAUCACGCCAGUAAACAUCUAUUUCAGCAGGAGAUACUCGGCUGCACAAGAUCGUCUGAUGAAAGUCAGGGAUGAGAAAAUGGAGGUUGUCUCGGAAGCACUUCAGGGCAUCCGACAGAUCAAGUUCUCGGCACUUGAGCCGCAAUGGGAAAACAAGAUUGGCGAAGUAAGAGAAAGGGAGUUGAAAUGUGUUUGGGACGCCUUUUUCAACGACACCAUGCUGAUCGGAUGCUGGGUCACAAGCCCCAUCAUGCUUGCUGCAGUUUCCCUCGCAGUUUAUGCUGCCGUCCAUGACAAGCUGCUCCCGUCGGUUGCCUUUGUCAGUUUGGGCGUCUUUAGAGCGCUCGAAGUCACGCUUUCUGUUAUUCCCGAGUUGACAACCGAUCUUCUAGAUGCAUGGGUAUCAGUGAAGCGAAUUGACGAUUACCUGAAUGGCGCAGAAAUCGAGGACCUUAUGGAAGAGGCCGACGAGGUUACUUUUGAUAAUGCCAAUAUUGCAUGGCCUGCUGAUAAGACGGACGAUGACCCUGAUAGGUUUGUUCUCCGCAAUGUUACAGUCACGUUUCCCAAGGGCGAGCUCUCGGUCAUUUCUGGAAAAACGGGCGCUGGAAAGUCACUCAUGCUUGCUGCUAUUCUUGGCGAAGUCGAUGUCUUAUCCGGUUCCAUCAGCGCACCAAAGGCACCGCCUUUGAGCCAACGUCAUGACGCCAAGGCCAACGCAAGCAACUGGAUUCUACCUGGGGCCAUUGCUUAUGUCGCCCAGAUUCCCUGGAUCGAGAAUGCCACAAUCAAGGAAAACAUCCUCUUUGGGCUUCCGUUCGAUGAGGCGAGAUACCACAAGACCAUUGAAGUUUGUGCCCUGAAGAAGGACAUCGAAAUGUUCUCCGACGGAGAGCGCACGGAAAUUGGUGCCAAUGGAAUCAAUCUAUCUGGAGGUCAAAAAUGGCGAAUCACUUUGGCAAGGGCCAUUUACUCACGAGCCGGCAUACUUGUUCUCGACGAUAUUUUCAGUGCUGUCGAUGCUCAUGUUGGCCGCCACAUCUUUGAAAAGUGUCUAAACGGCGAGCUGUGCGCGGGGCGAACCAGAAUUCUGGUCACUCAUCACGUGGCAUUGUGCGAACCAAAGACCAAGUAUCUGGUAGAGCUCGGAAACGGUGUUGUUCUCAACGCUGGUCUACUCUCAGAACUCGAUGAGGAUGGUGUGUUGGAGCAAAUCAAGAGCCACCAGUCGACUGCCGAGAUACCAAUGGAUGAGGAUACGACGGCGGUCAAUUCAGAGGAGACUUCUCAGAUUGACGACGAAUCGACCGAAGUGCCUCUGGCAAAAAUUCCCUCCAAUGCGCAACAGGCCCGCAAAUUUGUCGAAGAGGAGGGUCGCGAGCAAGGCGCUAUCAAGAAACAUGUCUAUGCUACUUAUCUGCACGCGACUGGAGGCUGGUUCUUUUGGUCCACCGUCUUUGCAUUUUACGUCGUCGUCCAAGGCUUGACCCUUGGUAGGUCUUGGUGGUUGAAGAUCUGGACAGGAACCUACGAGGAGGAGACUAUCCAAAAUCACACGCAACAGCACGCCUAUGCAUACUCGCUCAACCUCCAACAGGUAUCGUCUCAGCAGAUGAUGCAGCCCCUCAGGAUGCAAGAUGAAAGGGGCCUCGUCUUCUAUCUGGGUAUCUACGUCCUUCUAGCGGUUGCGAGUGCUAUAUUGGGAACUGUCAGGUACUACUACAUCUUCCAGGGCUCCAUCCAGGCAUCCAGAACGCUGUUUGCCAAGCUCAACUUUGCCAUUUUGCGGGCCCCUCUUCGAUGGCUCGACACUGUGCCCGUUGGCAGAGUUCUCAAUCGAUUCACGGGCGAUUUCCACAGUGUCGACACUCGCCUGGCUUAUUCGCUUGGAUUCGGUGCUGCCUCUUUCCUCAACCUCAUUGGUGUCAUUGUCGCCGGUUUAUUCGUCUCGCCCAUCAUCCUUGUCUUGGCCUUUGUCCUUCUUCUCAUUAGCAUCUACUACGCGAAGAGAUAUCUUCAUGGUGCCAGGCCUGCGAAGCGACUUGAAAGCACAACGAAGUCGCCCGUCUUUGAGCAGUUCGGAUCGGCUCUGAAUGGAGUCACCACCAUCCGUGGAUUCAACAAGGCACAGACCUAUGUGGACCGCAUGUAUGGCAAGCUCGACGACUGGACGAUUACAACCUGGCACAUGUGGCUUUUCAAUCGCUGGAUGGGAUGGCGCAUGUCCGUGGUCGGAUCGUUCUUUGCAAGUUUCGUGGCCAUUCUCAUUCUGCUGACCCCUGACAUGGACGCUGCGCUGGCAGGUUUUGCUCUUGCCUUUGCCCUGGACUUUUCCGGCACUGUCAUGUGGACCAUUCGUCACUACUCAAACAUUGAACUGGAGAUGAAUGCCGCAGAACGUGUGGUGGAGUAUAGUGAGCUGCCCACGGAGAAUCUUGGGGGAGAGAAACCGCCAGCUGCUUGGCCUACCGAGGGCCGGGUCGAGGUUGAUAACCUCGUGGUCAGCUAUGCUGCGGAUCUGUCACCUGUCCUCAAGGGGUUGACUUUUAGCGUCAACCGUAAUGAGCGCAUCGGAGUUGUCGGCAGGACUGGCGCAGGAAAGUCUUCUCUCACCUUGGCCCUGUUCCGCUUCCUCGAGGCACGCUCAGGAUCAAUCUACGUCGAUGGAGUUGACAUCUCCAAGAUCAGGCUGCAUGACCUUCGCUCGCGCCUUGCCAUUAUUCCUCAAGAUCCUGUGCUCUUUUCCGGCACAGUUCGAUCUAACCUCGACCCCUUUAACAACCACACGGACGAUGCACUAUUUGAUUCGCUUCUGCGCGUGCACCUGAUCUCCGAGGAGGAAACGGCACCAGGCACCCCUGUACCCGAGUCUGGAACUGAGAACGGAUCGAUUGCCAAGAAGAACACCAACAUCUUCCGCGACUUGUCCAGCCCCAUCUCCGAGGGUGGACUCAACUUGUCCCAGGGACAGAGACAACUGUUGUGUUUGGCUCGUGCCAUUGUCUCACGUCCCAAGGUCAUGGUUCUCGAUGAAGCCACGUCGGCGGUUGACAUGCACACUGACGCACUAAUUCAACGAUCCAUUCGGGAGGAGUUUGGCGACAGCACCCUGUUGGUUAUUGCUCACAGGCUAAGCACUAUUGCAGACUUUGACCGCAUUCUGGUCUUGAGUGACGGAAAGGUUGCCGAGUUUGGUACGCCCAAAGAGUUGUGGAAUAUUGAUGACGGAAAGGGCAUGUUCCGGGGCAUGUGCGAGGAGAGUGGUGAAAAAGAUAAACUCAGAGAUAUUUGCUUGGGUGUUGCAGGCGAACAGUAA
Molecule: messenger RNA, 4698 nt
Organism: Pestalotiopsis fici W106-1
Lineage: Eukaryota; Fungi; Ascomycota; Sordariomycetes; Amphisphaeriales; Sporocadaceae
Exons: 3
Coding region: 1-4698 (1565 amino acids)
Biological process (GO): transmembrane transport
Cellular component (GO): membrane
Molecular function (GO): ATP hydrolysis activity; ATP binding; ABC-type transporter activity
Source: RefSeq, a predicted model, not a curated record